CACCUUUUUAACAUUUCCUGAACACUUUUUAUGGACCCUAGAAGAUUUCUCCUUGAUUUCUCUUUUUAUAUAUUCAUUUAUUUAUUUAUUUAUGUAUUUAUGAUGAGACACAGUGGUAAUAGAAACCCACACCCUCGCAAUGAAGAGUACAAGAUGUCACACAUGCACUCAGUUUGUUUCAGCUAGUUUCCCAGCAGAGCACACACACCCUUCACAUUAAAAUAUUCCUCUAAUAUCACUACAACAAAGAAAUAACUCCAAGUACGUCAUUGUCAUCAAUCUAAAUGACGUGUGUGUGUGUGUGUGUGUGUGUGUGAGAGAGAGAGAGAGAGAGCAAGGGAGGGAGGGAGAGCCGGAGGAAGGCUUGAGGUUGAACGCAUAGGUUGAUGAGUGAACUAGUGACAAGCGCUAUAUAAGCUUGUGUCUACUGAAUAAGAGAGAAUAAGAAGAGGAAACUCAAGUCUGCUCAGAAGAAAAGAUAAACAGAGGUGUGAUCGGGCUCAACAGAACUCAGAAACAAUAAGGAAAACCAGCAGGAUCUGAAACACUCAUCAGAUCUGAGAAGCAACUCCUGACAAACUGCUCGUUUUGUUUAGUUUCAGCAAAGUGAAAAAAUGCUCUGGAGGUUGAGUCUUGCCGUGGCCAUGGUGUGUGUCGGUGGCAUAUGCAGCUGUGCGAAGGCUGAUGUGAUGAGCAGACUGAUCGCACCAAGGGACUACGGGGUGAAAUUGUGUGGGAGAGAGUUCAUCAGAGCCGUCAUUUUCACCUGCGGCGGCUCCCGGUGGAAACGCUCCGUAGAGGGAGACUUGGACCCCUUACAGUGGAGUUCCCUCAGUGACGUUACAGUGGAGGACAACCAGCACACAUGGCAACGUGGCUCAGAGCUCACAGACAGCCGUUCUCCUCUCCACGUUCCCUCCUCUUACUCCCUGGCGGAUCUCCUGGCCCUUUACGGGGCAUUAGGAGACUGGCAGCAGCCGAGUGACCCCAACUCAUGGGAGAAGUCUCAGCAGCUCACAGUUUUAGGCAAGCAAGAAGGUAACCCACAGGCUGCUGACUGGCCUGUACCCAGCAAGAAGAAGAGGAACUUUUCUCUGGGUGUGGCAGGGAUGUGCUGUAACCAGGGCUGCACUAAGAAUGAUAUCGGACGCUUGUGCUGA
This is a messenger RNA of Scomber scombrus (Atlantic mackerel), 1160 nucleotides long. It is a transcript of the gene rln1, whose product is annotated as relaxin 1. Gene Ontology annotation, molecular function: hormone activity. NCBI's taxonomy places the organism in Eukaryota, Metazoa, Chordata, Actinopteri, Scombriformes, Scombridae. Gene Ontology annotation, cellular component: extracellular region. The record is from RefSeq and is a predicted model, not a curated record. Bases 615 to 1160 code for a protein of 181 amino acids. The transcript is spliced from 2 exons.